AUGCCUGUUAUCGGUGGAUCAUAUCAGCAACAAGCACAAGAAGCAGCAGCAAUGAGCAACAGAGUCCAUACCUUUAAUGUCAACAACUCUUACUCCAAUUUCUGGUGGUUCACAUUAUUGGCCAAUUACUAUCAGCAAGAGUAUCCUGCAGCGCACGUCGCUUAUGGGUGUGUCACAUCAGCGACAAGAUACAAUGUGUAUGUCUUUUGGUGUUAUCAAGGUAUAUCGAUUGCCCAAGGCAGCCGUCAUCAAGCAACAUUCCUUCCUCCGAAAAACGACUAUCAGCAAUCGUUUAUUGUAUUCGCAUCUCUGCAGCAAGGAAACCCGCUUUGGGUGUUGGAUAACAUCAAGCAGUAUAUAUUUCCAUAUGGCUUUGACUAA
Molecule: messenger RNA, 381 nt
Organism: Lichtheimia ornata
Lineage: Eukaryota; Fungi; Mucoromycota; Mucoromycetes; Mucorales; Lichtheimiaceae
Exons: 1
Coding region: 1-381 (126 amino acids)
Source: RefSeq, a predicted model, not a curated record